AAGAGGAUGAUAGGAAGGAAAAAGAGGAGAGGAGCCAUGGCGUGUGGUAGUGUGUACGCAGCGGAGACCCAACUUGGCCGUGACCUUUCCACUCUCGAAUUGACCCGGCCUGACCUGGCACCGGAGAGGGCACGCCCGACGAGAGAUAACCCGUCGAUAAGUAGAAGCACUUCGUAUAUGAGCAGCGGGUCCGUCCACGAGGCGAUCCGAUUCCUUCAAGCGGAGCACGAGACGGUGUUGAGCGGCCUUCACCAGCAGAUCCAACUCCUUCAGCAGCGGUGUGAUGACCUGCAGUUCGAGGCGCACCUGCGCCACGUGACGCAGACCGGCGAGGACGCCCUUCGCAAGCAGGUGUCCGAGCUGAAGAAGGUGCUGGAGGAGCGGACGGGCCGCGUCUCGCAGCUGGAGGGGCAGCUGGCGGAGCAGCAGAAGCUCCUGGCUGACGAGCAGGAGCAGCAUCGGUGGCGCGAGGUGCAGCUGAAGCAGCAGGUGGAGGCUGGCGAGCAGCGGGUGGCUGAGCUGCGCGGCGAGGUGGCCAAGCUGCGGGCGCAGGUGCGGGAUCUGCGCGUGUACAGCUCCGCCCUGCGCACGGUGGGCGGCCGCGGCCCGUCCACCGCCCGCGCCUCCUCCAGGACCAGCACCAGCGCACGCCCGCUCUCCCGGAGCUCGCGGGCGUCCGUGGGCUCGCUGGACUCCCUCGAGUCGUCGGGGCCGCGCAGCCUGGGCUCGGAGGACGGCGAGGCGGGCUCGUGGCGCGGCGCGCGGCUCGGCGGCGGCGCCGGCCACGCCUCCGCCAGGCACGCGCGCCCCGACAAGGCGCCGCUCAGCCCCGGCGCGCGGAACACCUUCUCGCUGCCGCCCACGCUGCCCGCCACGCCGCCCUCGCUGCCGCCCCUCGCCUCCCUGCCGUCACCGCGCCCGUCCUCCUCGAACAUCGUCCUGCCGCCCAUCUCGGCCGGCCAGGGCGUGUCCCGCCCGCAUGUCCGGCGGCAGCUGCGCCUGGCCUCCGCGCCCAUCCUCGACAUCGAGCGCAGCGACCCCCCUCCGCAGCGCGACCCCGCAUGACCCCUCAUGGCCUCGGCUCCGCGACAGAGAGCGCCCCUCCGCAGUGCCCCCCCGCACGCUGCCGGGGUCGGCGUGUCCUCCAGGAGGACGUCCGGGGCGUGGGGCAGCCGGGGGGCUUCCAGCUCUUCCAGGGACCAGAGACCAUAGAGAGCGACGUAGUGGAGCGGCAGAUCCUCGGGACAGGCGUGCGCGUCUCCCAGAAGGUCGUGCUGCGAGACUUGGGGCCUCUGGUGGCCCGUCUCGCGCGAGGGACUCCAAUGCGGCCGCAACUGUUCAGCGCGAGGGCGUAGUGAGUGCGGUGCAUGUGCUGCAGAGACACGCAAUGAAGCAUGGUGGAAAAAGAAAAAUGGAUCAAUAUAAAGUACAAUUAUGAAACCUGAUUAGCCAAAACCCAUGAAGGAUGACGGAGAUUUAGCGUACCAUAGACAAGGUGACAACACGGUGUAUAUAUGAAUUCACCUUGACUGACCUGUGAUACCGUUGCGAUUCGAAAAGACAACGAAGGAAUCGUGAUGAUAAUGACCUAACCUGAGAGAAAAAUAGAUUUUGGGAGAGCUCGUUCCAUUUUGUUCUGCUUAUGGUAUACAUAUCAUGUAAUUUUUAACACUCCUUGUAUCAGUUGAAGGAGUGAAAUUUCUUGGUUUUCUCUUUUGAUUAUUUUCACGAUAAUUUUUUUUUAGCACUGCACUUCUUUUGAAAUGAUUUCGUAUACUUUUGAUAAAGUGUUAGUCGUGUAUAAUCGGCUGUAUCCCUUGACAUGAGCAAAGAUAUAUUUCAUUAUAUUUGUUUUCAUUUGUCAUUUUAGAGUAUGAGUAAACCGCACACACACACACACACACACACACACACACACACACACACACACGCACACACACACACACACACACACACACACACACACACACACACACACACACACACACACACACACACACACACACACACACACACACACACACACACACACACACACACUUGCACGCACGCACUUUCUAAUUUUGAAUUUGAUUAGAUUCAUGAUUUUGAAUGAAGGGUAUGAAUACUAUUUUAAGUUCAACAUGAAAUGGAUCUACAAUGGAACUAAAAGGGAAAAUGCUGUAUUUGUAGUGCUAUCAAAAGAUGUAUAGAAUGCCUUUGUAACCCCUAAUGGGAAACGAGUAUAUGAUAUAUAUUCCAAACAUACAGUGAAGAUUUUUUCAUGUUCAAUGAAACAUCUAUCACUGCAAUUUUCUCUUUUGUGCGUGGAGGCAAUAUUAUGAAAAAGAGAGGAAAGGAAAACGAGAAAAAAUUAUGUACGCCAGUCCACCCUAGGUACAAACGCAUAACCAGGUUCCGUAAAAAAAAUAAAAGAAAACGAAGUAACGCCUGCACCUUAUAUACAGUAUAUAUUUUUUAAGGAUACCCCUUUUUUUGGAUUCAAUGGAUAUUUCCCAUUUUCUGACAUUCAGAUAACUCCUCCAUAGUGUUAUAUGAAAUGGUGUAUUGUGUAUAUACCUUUUUUUCUAAAACUGACGUAUAUUACCCUGAUGUUGAUAGCCAAUAUGUGUGUAAUAAGUAUAAAGUUCAUACACAGUUACGGUAACUGUCGAGCUUUCGUGUUUGAACAAUAUUGAACUUUGAAUUUAGAAAUAGCAAUACCUCAUAUUGUAUCUUUUUUCUGGAUAUUGUUUUUUUGAUUGUCAUUACUAAUUGAAUUAUCAUAAUAAUGACUUUUGUAUUGUUAUUACAUUUGGUGUUCAUACUAUUGCUAUUGUUUAUUUUUCUCUAUUUUUAAUAUUAUUAAUAAUGCUUUCAUUAUUGAUA
Penaeus vannamei (Pacific white shrimp) is the source of this 2868-nucleotide messenger RNA. RefSeq names its product coiled-coil domain-containing 92B. The record is from RefSeq and is a predicted model, not a curated record. NCBI's taxonomy places the organism in Eukaryota, Metazoa, Arthropoda, Malacostraca, Decapoda, Penaeidae.